CAUCCAUAUUAGAUACGAGGACAGAAAAAGUAAUAAAGGGAAACCUUUCACUUUCGGGUUAACACUCUCUAGCCUUUUGGUCAUCUCUACUAAUAAGGAUUGGAAACCUGAAAUUCCGCUCAUCAUCAGAGAUUAAUCCCAUGGUAUAUAAGGUAUUAAAUAUUGACAACUUUUGUAUCUACUGGAAUAGUAACACUCAGGAGACAUUUAUAAAUCUAUCUGAUGAUGAGUUGCUGGCUGCCUUUCAGGAUGCUAUUGAUGGCAAGAAAAACUACACUUACAUGUUGGGACCUAUCCAAAGUGAGUCAAACCUGCAGAUUGACACAAAACCUGAGAAUGAUGACUUCAAGAUCCCCAAAGUACAGUUGACUUUGGAUCUCAAGGAGCUGGCUUUCCGUAUUGCCAAGUCACAGUAUCAGGACUUGAUGGGGCUGUUAGAGUCAUGUGACUACAUGAUGAGGGCUACCCCAUUCAGGAAGUACCGACCCUCUGUUGAAUCAUAUCGGGGCCAUUAUGAUAGAUGGUGGAAAUUUGCUUAUGAGUGUAUACUACAUGAGGAGGUGCGAAGACGUCGGCGUAACUGGGAUUGGAUGCACAUUCACACUCACAGAAAGGCGUGCAAAGAAUAUGCUCAAGUCUACGAGAUGAAAUUGGUCAGCAGCAAGCCCAGCGCUGACUUGAUAAAAUCUGUCAAUACUUGUGAGAAACACUUGGAUGCACUCAAUAUUGUGCUUGUCAGACAGAAGAUUGAAGUUGAGGUUGAAAGGAAAGGUCUGAUGAAAAAAGCUUUGCAGAGGGAAUCUAGUUGGUUCUCGGGUUGGUGGGGAGGCAACUCUAAACACGAUGAUUUAUCAAAGGGUGAUAUUCGAAAACAGUUCCAAGAAGCAAUGACACCAGCAGAAAAGCAGAAGUUGUACCGUGCCAUCGGUUACCAGGAGAAUGCUGCCCCAACUCCGUAUCCUGUCGAGUUUGUGGCGGUGGACAUACGAUUUACACUGACUAAGUUAGAGGUAGAGAUAAGAAACGAGACAAGUCAAGUUUUAGAUUGCAUCAUCUCAGGUGUCACUACCAGAUUUGAGCAGAGACCUGCAGGCCAGGCUUUCAAACUGACAGCAAAUUUGAAACAGUUCCUGAUAAGAGGUCUGAAGCAGGGAGGUAUUGUCCCGGAACUUGUUCAGGGCAAGGUCGGACAGGUCAUUGCCCCUACGUCAAACUUACCCAGUGAACGUCUGCUGAAUAUUUUGGUAGAGGUGAAACCUCUCAGUGGGGAAUGUGACCAGCUCGUACAUGUCCUGUCUCAGCCUCUCCAGUUCGUGUACGAUGCUCAAACUAUCAACAAGCUUAUCGACGUUUUCACUGUGGAGACAAAUACAGUCAUUACGCAACUUAAUGCUGCAGCAUACACUAAGCUGGUAGAAAUAAAAGAGAAAUCAGCCUUAGGCCUUCAGCAUGCCUUACAGCAGCGUUUGAGAAUGGACUUAAACAUUGACCUCAUGGGCUUUUAUGGUAUAUUACCUCAUGGUGGAUUUUACACUGGCGUGAAUCAGUCGCUGGUGGGUGUAAACCUGGGUCGAAUGCUGAUAAACUGCAAGCCACGGCCACCAGACGAGUUAGAUAUACAAACAAUGGUCAAGCGAGGGUCCAAUGAAAGUGACAUAAUGAAGGAGAUGAUGGAUCGUAGUUAUGACAGAUUCGUGGUGGAACUUAGAGAAGCCCAGAUUCAAAUGAUGAUGCCUGGAGAAGUGUGGAAAAGUACCCCUGAGGGUGGAUCAGAACAGUAUAUCCUGGAGCCUACUAACCUCACAGUUACCUUAGAGAAAUGUGUCAUCACAGAUGAUCCGAGACUGCCCAAGAUGAAAGUGUAUGCUGGUCUCCCAAAUAUCAAUAUCAGAAUUGGGGAAAGAAGACUAUUCAGUACAAUAGCUUUAUUCAUGAGUAUUCCAUUCAAUGAGUGCAUAUGCGAAGAAUCUCAGCCAACUAUCGAGUUACACUCAUCCCAGCAGUCACUGAAUAUAACAGAAAUAACACGAGCUUCCUCUCAAAUAUCAGAUAAGAGUGUCUCAACUAAGUCAUCUGACGAUGAGGUGGUUCAGUUCAUUGAGUUGGAAGUCAAGUUUGAGUUAAAAGAAAUAUCGUUAGCUCUGUUUCGUAAGACAGAUGAAGGUACUGAACAGCCCUUGGCAGAUUUUCGCAUAUUGGCUCUGGAAGCUGAGCUUAUCCAGCAGACAUACGACCUGAAUGUCAGCCUCAGACUGGGUGGUCUUAGUCUCUCCCAAGACUAUGAAGGGGAGAAGAUCCGCAUCAUCAACACUCCCAUGGCUGAAGGAAAAUCCGAAUAUCUUCUGGUGAUAAACUUGUGUAAAGUGGACAGGAAAAGUCCAGAGUUCCACUCUAAACAUGGCUCAGUAUUAAACAGUCUUAACACAAAUUUCUCUAAAGUAGACUUCUUAGUUCAUCAGGAGGCCUUCUUAGAUGCUAUACAGUGGGGCAAUCGAGUGCAGGAAUUCUUUGCGAGUAUGACAUCAAAGGAAGAAGAACUAAAGGAAACAUCUACUCGACUCCUUCUUCCCAACAAGUCAACACGCCAGAUCACUACUGGUGUCAACGUCUUGUUUGAUGAUAUAUUAGAUGAUUCAGGUUGGAGGCAAAAGCGGCGCAGAAGGCAAGUGAAAGUAAACACAAUAGACCUGAAAUUGACAGCUGUGAUGGGCGAGGUCUCAUUGACCUUAAAAACCAGUCAGAGAAUGGUUGGUGCUAUGCAUGUCGAAGGUGGGCAGCUGAAUGUUAUAAUAAAACGAACUUACACCCAAAUUGAUGGCACAUUGAAUAAUUUUGUCUUCUAUGACUUGCGUGAAGACACACACCACCCUAAGGUAUUUUAUAUUGAAGAAAAUGUACAAGCCGUAGUGGCACAAGUAAUAAUAUUCCAAAGAGAAUGUGGAGAAGAGUUUGAUCCAGUUGAAGACAAAGACAAAGUGAACAUGAUUGUGAAUGCAAGGAUAGCAUGUUUCCGAGUAGUAUUUCUAAACUUCAUGGUCAUGUCCUUAUUGGAUUUCCUGAACAAGUUUUCUGCAGCUCAGGCGGCUAUUAUAGAGGCAUCUGCUGCAGCUGCAGAGGCAGCUAAAGCCAAUGUGCAACUGGCUUAUGAUGCAGCAUUCCGAAUGCUUCUAAACAUUGAACUGAAGGCCCCCAUUAUAGUGAUUCCAGCAAACUCUAGAAGCGGUGAAGCAAUAGUGUUGGACCUUGGUGACAUGAAAAUAAAAAACCAUUUGUCUGAUCACAUUGUUACUGUGGAGAAUGAAGAUGUGACUGUUCUUAUGGACAAUCUGAAUUUGGCUCUUGAGAAUCUUACUAUGUCAAGGGCGAGGUUUGCAAAAAACAUGGAUGUCAUAGCAGAAUAUCCACUUUUGGAACCAGUGAGUUUUCAGUUAGAUGUGAGACGGAACUUGACUAGCUGCUGGCGCACAGAUUUUCCAGACUUAGAUGUCAGUGGGCGAUUAAAUUCUAUUCAUGUAAAACUGACACAAUAUGACUACACCAUGAUUUUAUCAAUUAUCACUCAGAAUUUGAGUGAGGUUCCUUAUACAGUCGAAAUAGUUCCCUCCACUCCUGAACCUGCCUUUGCCAUAUCAACUGCUACGAACAUCAAUCUCAAUGAGAGCAAAAGAUCACCUCGAACAAGAGCAAAAAUGUUGAAGGCUAAGGAAGAUCAUAAAGUUGUGAAACAUGAUGAGACUGGGCCUGUCAAGGUCGUCAUCCAGUUGAAUUUCACCAUGGAUAGUUUGAUCGUUGAUUUAUUUAAAUAUGCUGACGUACAGGAUGAAACAGUGUCGUUCUCAUCGAAUACUGCCACCAAUGGACUGGCUCGGUUCACACUGCAGGUGUUGUCAGUGAAGACAAGGAUGAUGUCAGAUGAUUCCCUCACCGUAUCUGCCCUGCUGUUGGACUGCUUACUAGACGAUACCCGACCGUCGCAGGAGGGCAAAAUUUGUCGGUACAUGGAGCGUAAGCCAGACCACGUCAGUGCACAACAACACCGGAGUUCUGGUAGCAACACGCGCUGGAUGUUGGACAUCACCUUCCAACAGAGUCCGAGCACCAUUUUUGUGGACGUGAGAGUGUACAGUUUCAUCCUGAUACUGAAUAUAGAACAUCUUAUGUCAAUAUCAGACUUCGUCAUGUCAGGUCUUCAACAUCAGACAACACAUAUCCACAUGACCAAGUCCAAAAGUAUUCGUGGUGCAACAAGUCAGGCUCCAGUGGUGUCUAAGGAGGUGGCACCUGUGGAAAAAACGCAGGCUAGACCUGUACCAAUAUCUAUUUCGCUUCUGGUAGAACAGCCUGAUAUAAUACUUGUGGAGAACCUAGAUGAUAUCAACACUAAUGCUAUAAUUAUGAAUAAUGAAAUUAAUCUUAAAAUAAGGAUGGAAGAGGGUGAAGAAGUUUACAAUGGAUCCAUCAAUGACUUCCAGUUAUUCUCUUGCUGCUUUAACCCAGAGAAAAGAAAGAAAACUAAAUCUAAGAUCAUUCGGCCUGUAACAGUGUAUUUGGUUGGGUGCAAAGGUCAAACACAAGGGUUUAAAUUGGACUUCACGACUACCAACAUUCGUGUGGCUGUGACUCCAGGUACUUUGGAGCUACUGACGAAAAUCAUGCAAACCGUGACAGCAGGGAAACAGAGCAUUGUACCUGUUGAAGAGGAAGAACAUGACUAUUCUGAUAUAUGGGACGUUGAUGAGUUCAAUGAUGUGGACUACUUGUUCCUAAAAACAGAGUUGGCAGAAGAUGCUUGGCAGGUGUUGGACCUGCACCUACCAAAAUUAAGCAUAAAUGAGAUUUGCGUGUUGAAAGUACCUUCUGUGUGGAUAACUCUAGAGGCUGGAGUGGGCAACAAAACAUUACCCAUGCUAUUAAUAGAGUACAACAUGCAAGCGUGUGUCAAGAGUUGGAGCUCUCAGGUAAAUGCAGAGGCUUCCAUGAACCUGCAGGUAUCCUACUAUAACAGUAGACUGGCCCUCUGGGAACCUCUGGUAGAACCAGUAGAAAUUAUUGAACCGAAAGGCAUUGUUACACACAUCCCUUGGGAGCUGACUAUCCAGGUUGAUACCAACGAUUCCCAAAAGCAAGAAGAAAAUGAAAUAGAUGGCAUUGAAGAAUCUUCAGUAACAAAGCCCAAAUGCGUCAUAUCCAUUGUCUCUAAGGAAACUAUGGAGCUUACAAUAACCAAGACAUGUUUGGAUGUAAUGAAAAAUCUAUGCACUGCCUUCAACAAUGCCAUCUUUAAGCCGCAGAUGACGUCCAGUACAUACUUGUCACCAUACGUAGUGCAGAACGACCUUGGUGCAAAUGUCAAGGUCUCACUGAAUAAUGGAAUUUUCAAGUUGUUUGACCCAGAAGGGCUCCAAAAUGAAGUUGAGGAAAUAGUGUUAGAGUCAGGAGCCAAUGUCAGCUUGUGUCUCGUGGAAAAUGAAGAUGUAAAGAGUCUAGAUUUGUCAUUAGCUCAUGUCAGAGAAAAGUAUCUGCAAAUCAGUGUGCCGGAACCACCAAGUGACUUAGACCUGCCAGUGGCAAGGGCUGACAAGAGAUAUUUCUCACUUCAACACCGCAGCUCAGGAAAUGACACUUGGGGCAUUGUGUCUGACGUGCAAGUAAUAGAGGGAUGCACUGUUAUCACACUGCGUGGCAUAUUACAGAUUCACAACCACUUCAACACUCCCAUUAGUGUUUACUUCAUGACAAAGAAAGGCAAUGAAGUGCAGCUGGUAGGUUUCGUGCAGCCCCAUCAACAUCUCAAUCUGCCUCUUGAUGCCAUCUACACCCCCACCAACGAGCUCUUUUUUUCAGUCAGUGGGUAUUCUGUUUCCAAUGAGCCUUUCGUCUGGAAAGACCUCCAAAAUUCACUUGUGAUAAGUAAGAUUCUCCAGUGCAAUCACAAGAACCUUGAGGAUACAGAACCAUUUUUUAUCCAGGCUGUAGGUGAGUUGGAGCAGGUCUAUUUUGAACAUUCUAACCGCCACACGAUGUCUUCUUCCUGCUUCAACAUCCACUUGCGACCAACAGUAACUCUGAAAAACUUCCUGCCACUAGACAUUGAGGUCUGCACUCAGGGUGUUAGCAAAGAAAGCCUAGUUCCCUCUGGAGACAGGUUGCAGAUCCCCACUGCUGAACCAGGAGCUACAACUAUUUGCAUUAGGAUCAGAGCGUACCUGGACAGAGAUUGGAGCAGUCAGCAAUUGAUUCUGGCUGACCCGCCAGAAUUGUCUGUGUGGACAUUCCAUUCGUACCAGAGUAAAUAUCGUAUCUCAAUGGACCUAGGAGUGCACUGUGUCAAUGAAUAUGGCACCCUCAAGCUGGCUCUUUACUGCCCGUUCUGGAUGCUCAAUAAAACUAGCCUCAUGCUCUCCUACAGGAAAUCCAGCAAGUCAGUGAAUGAAGAUAAUGUGGCAAAGUCAGAAGAGCAUGAAGAUGUCAACAAUGUAUUAUUCCACCCUUCGACUUAUCAGGGACCUGUCAUGUUUUCUUUCCGGGCGAAAUCAUUCUUCGGUAAGAAAAAAGCCUCCAUCAUGGUAGACAAGGGAGAAUGGUCAGAUAAGUUCUCUCUUGACGCUGCAGGAAGCUCUGGUGUUGUCAUCUGCAAAUCUGGCGACAUGACUUACCAGAUUGGAGUCCACAUCCAGCUGAUGUACAACUCUCUGACCAAACAAGUAACAUUCACCCCGUAUCACAUACUUGUCAACCAGUGCAAAGUGGCUGUGGAAGUCCAGGAGACUGAUAAACUACGUGAGCCUUGGAUCAGGGUUGAACCAAUGGAUGUGUGCCCAUUCUGGCCAAAGACAAUACCAUCAGAAAAGUCGACACCCGAGUUAGUGAUGCGACUGGCAGGUACAAGAGAACAGACCAAUCCCUUCCCCUUCAACUGUACUUUCAACUACAUGCUCAAGUUGGCGAACAAGUAUGGAGGUGUGGAAGUAUAUAUACAGAAAACAGAAGGUGCUGCAUAUAUCACAUUCAAUCUGUACCAUCCAGGCAUGGCACCUGCUCUCAUAUUGAACCAUUCAAACCAUGAGAUAGUCUUGCAAGAGAAGGGAACUGAUUCAGUCAUAGCGUUGCUACCCAGACAGAAAAAGCUGUUUACUUGGACUUCACCCAAAGACAAACAUGUUCUCACUUGGUGUGAAAACUAUUCUACAGACCUCAAAAAGGAUGAGGUGGAACAUUUCAAUUUGUCACCCAGUGUGAUGCUGUAUUGGUCGUCAUUCCUUGAUGGGAUGCAGCGUGUGUUGCUGUUCACUGCCGAAGCUGAUAUCGCUCGAGAGGUCGAAGCAAGUGCUUUAUUGGAGGUUAUGGACCUCCAGGUAGAAGUGUCCAUCCAUGGUGUGGGACUAUCUCUGGUGGACAAUGAGAUGAGAAAAGAGCUCGUCUAUUUGGGAAUUAGCAGUUCGGGUGCUGUGUGGGAGUUUGCUAAACCAGGAUCCAACAAAUACAAAAAAAUUAAGCCUAAGGACAAUUUGGUGUUGGAAACAUUAUACACAAGAUAUAAACAAGAGCUGAACACUGAAGGAAAAUCUAAAUUGUAUCCAGCCUGCUGUACAAUCCGCCAUAAUUUUGAGGUUAACUUUGAAACUAAUGAGAUACUGAAGCCAGAUCGCCGAGUGAUGAGACGCACUUUCAAUGAGGGUCUGUGGAUAUCGUAUGGUAUGUCCUCACACCAAAUGCAGUUACAUGCUAAGGUCAAUCGGCUCCAGAUUGACAACCAGAUGUAUGACUGUGAGUUCCCUGUCAUAUUUGCACCCGUACCACCACCAAAGAGUGUAAAUAUGGAAAAUGUGAUGAAGCCGUUCGUAGAGAUGUCUCUCUUAAGGAGAUUGAACAAAAACAGCUCUCUAAUGCAGUUCAAGUAUUUGACAGUGCUCAUACAAGAAUUUGAAGUCAAAGUGGACAUCGGCUUCAUUAAUGCACUAGCCAAGAUGUUUGAAGCAGGAACUACUUCUGACAGUGAGGAGGCUGAGCUUUUUGCCAGAGAUCGACUGGCAAUAAGUGAGCCUCUCAGUGCUCACGUCACACAGCUUUUCUUUCAAGACAAGAAAAAUCAUUUUGAUAUUCUGCAUUUUUCUCCACUGAAGAUCCACUUGAGUUUCUCUCUGAGUGGAGAGGGUGGAGGAGUACCAGCUCAGCUACCGCCCGUUCUUAACAUUCUCCUGCAGACUUUCGGGGUGACUGUAGCAAAUGUCCAGGAUGUCAUUCUCAAGUUAUCAUACUUUGAGCGGAACUACACUUUCUUGAGUCAAAAACAAUUGAUGGCCGAAGUGCAAAUGCACUACUUGGGACAGCUUCUAAAGCAGUUUUACGUAUUGGCCUUAGGAUUGGAUGUGAUGGGCAAUCCAUAUGGUCUAGUUAUCGGCAUCACCGAAGGAGUUAGUGACUUCUUCUACGAGCCGAUGCAGGGAAUUGUUCAAGGACCUGGGGAGUUUGCUGAGGGCCUGGUGCUGGGAGUGCGUAGUCUGUUUGGUCAUACAGUAGGUGGUGCAGCUGGUGCGGUAUCUAGGAUUACGGGUGCCAUGGGUAAAGGAAUUGCUGCACUCACAUUGGAUGAAGAUUACCAACGCAAACGUCGUGAGGCGUUACACUAUCGACCAGCCACUGUGCAAGAGGGCCUCGCUCACAGUGGCAAAGGACUUGUCUUGGGUGUUGUGGAAGGUGUAGGAGGUGUGUUCACCAAGCCCAUCUCAGGGGCGAGACAGGAGGGCGUAGGAGGGUUCGUCAAGGGUUUCGGCAAGGGUGUUGUAGGCCUGGUCACCCGACCCACAGCAGGAGUCAUAGACUUUGCCAGUGGAUCAUUCAGUGCUGUUAAAAGGUAUGCAGAGCUUGGAGAAGAAACCACUAGGCUGAGACAUCCUCGGUUUUUUAAUCCAGAUAACCUAGUACGGCCGUACUGCAGGCGUGAUGCUGAAGGAAACAGGCUACUUAAGGAGUUGGAGAAGGGUAAAUACUACGUAACGGAUGUCUAUGUUUGCCAUAUUCCUCUGGCUAACUCCAAGAAGAUACUGCUUCUGACAGACAAACGUAUGCUUGUGCUAAGCCAUAACGAAAUCUUUGGUGGCAAUCAGGUGGACUUAUCAUACGUUUGGGGAGAAUUAACGGAACCACCUAUGAUUGUACCUGAGGGCAUCCAGAUCAAAUUGGAAGGUGGCAAAAAGAAGCUUGGUCUGUUUCGUUCAAACGAUGUAAAGCUACUACCAAUUUCAAAUGAAGAUCAGAAAAGGUUAAUUGCUGAACAAAUGCAGAAUCUGAUGUCUGCUGUCUCUCCAUUGAACUCUGUUCGUAGAGGAUCUCGUCCAAGCUCAAGCCAUAGUACGUCUUCAUAGCCUCUGAAUCCAAUAUAGCUAACACAUACGUCUGCUUUCUUGUUAUUGUAUACUUAUAAGACUAUUGUCAUGCCAGAUAUUCGGGUUACCAGCUUGUUUAAGUAUGCUAUCUACUUGCAUACCUUUUGGUUGCACAAAUGUGUUGUUGAAUUUACACACCAUAUUACUUUUGUUAUUUGUUUAUGAUUUUUAAAUUCCUAUACAGUUUGUUUACAAUCUUAUGUUUGUAAGUGCACUCAAAUAAUACUUUUGAUCACUUUUGUUGUUGUUUUUUUUUUUUUUUUGUAUCUGAAAUUAAAACUGAAAUUACUAAGAAAAUCUCCAGAUAUUAUUGUUAGCUUUUAAUAUGUAUAUUUAACAGAAAAUCACAGUCGUGUUAAAUUUAAACUAUAAACAAAGUUUAUAGUUAAAAAUUAUUUUUUGCUACUUUAAGUUUACAUCUAUUUGUUAGUUUUUAACUAAUAAACAUAUUAUUUGUAACAUUUUUCAUAGAUAAUUUUUGGAUAUGGCCUUAUAUGUACAAAGCGUGUAAAUUUUGAUAAUCAAGAAGCUUUAAAACUAACUAGCAUUACAUUUAAUUGUGGUAUUGUAGAUAGAUUUAAGUAAUAUUAAUAGUAUGCUAAUUUGUUUGAUAAAUGAUUAACCUAUUUUUCACAAUUUAUAAAUAUUACACUUUGUGUUUGAGUCACUUUAUUUCCAUUGUCUUAAAUAAUUUACUAUAAACAGUUAGUUAUUUUAAUCUGAAUACUAAGGUAUUAAGGUAGAAAAAGAAAAUAGUGUAAUAUUGAGUUCUUUUUAUAAUUUUUAAGAACACUAAUUGUAUAAUGAUGUAAACAACAAUUCUUGCAUAAUAAAAAAAAACUUAUGAAAAUACAAAAAUCAAUCAUAUUAAAAUACAAUAACUGACUGUGUUUUAUAAAACACUAAUGCUUUCUUAAUAACAUAUUUCUUAAUAAUAUAUUAUUGCUUAAAUUGAAAUAUAAAUCUCUACAGCAGAAUAUAAUAUAUUUAUAUCUGAAAAGGAAAGUAAUUUUAGCAAGUUCUAGUCUUGUCUUGUUCUGUGUCGUGUAAAACAAAAUUUAUUAAUUGUUAUAUCAAUGAAAUACAAUCAACUAAAAGGGUAUUGUAUUGUUGUUAAAUAAUUAUUAUGAAUUGUAAAGGUUGCCCAGAAGGUCACUUAAUGGUUAGUUGGAAAAAAGUAAUGAUUUAUUUAACUAAAAUCUGGUGUGACUUCCAAAUUCGAAGUCAAGAUAAGUUACCUCAAAGCAGGUCAACCUAGUCAUGAGUAAAUGAAUAGAAUAUACUGAGAUUCAUCCACAGAACAUGAGGUUAACACACGGAAUAUAGAAAAUAACAUAAAUAAGACCUUUUGAAAGUAUUCUAGACGUCAUGGCAGUAAAAUUCUCGUAUUCCUCCUUCCUUCAACUAAUUCAGUUGUCUACAAUAGAGUAUUGUUUUGUCUACAAAUAAUAUUUUGAAGUAUAUUUUUGAUUGUGUACCUGUCUAUAAGUCAGGUGAUUUAUAAUCAAGUCGGUUUUAUCUGUUCUCAUUUGUUUGAAAUAUUACAGUUAUGUAUGUGAAAUAUUACAGUUUAGAUCAAAAUUAUUAAAACAAUAUAAUAAUAUUUUUUAAGUAGAAUCGUUUACAUAAUAUUAUAAUUAAUAUGUGAAUUUACGUAAUAUUUAUAUUAAGUUUUGCAUAAUACUGAUUAAUGUUUUUAAAUAGUGUUGGUUUAGUGUAAGAUAUUUUGUUGAUCAUUAUAAUCAAUUGUGUUAUCAAUUAUUAUUAUCACCAUGUUUUAACAUUUUGAAUGCAGUUUUGAUGAUAUAUUGGCUCUCAGGAGAGGCAUUUUCAUAAUAAACUGUGAUUUUUAAUGAAGGUUGGAUUUUAAUGUUGCGUACCUGUCUAUAAUUCAGGUGAUUUAUUAUCAAGUUGGUUUUAUAUGUUCUUAUUUGUUUUUCCGCGUUUGGGUAUUAAUUUUUUUUUAAUACGCUUGUGUUAAAUAUGUAUUCCGAAUCAGCCAAAUACUAUAAAUGUAUUAAUAUAAAAUAUUUAAUGUUGAUUUGAAUAGCUAUAUCUAUGCAGUAACAAACUAUUGUCGAGCGUUUCCAUGAUUUUUUGUUUGAAAAACUUAUCUUCUUCUUGCAUUAGAAUCACAUUAGGACUAACUUGUCAUGUAAAACUUACUUAAAAGAAGGACACGUAAAUGCAUCCUAUCAACUCAAAUUAUAUAUGCAUCCAUUGAAUAAACUAAUUGGACUAUCAGUCAUACAUGUCACAAAACCUAUGUCAGCAGGCCGAAAUAUCUCAAGAUGUUAAAUUUGUUAGGGCUAUGAUUUGGUGACAUGUAAACCAGUAUACUUCGAUGAUGUCAAGAUUACUUUGCAUGUCUCAAAGUUUAUAGAAGGCAAGAUUACUGUUACUAUGCCAGCUUUCAUUGAACACACUAUAGAAGAUGACAGCUAAAAUAUGCCUAAUUUUAUAUUUAAAUUUAAAUUAUAAUUGAUUGUGCUCUAGAAUGGAAGUAGUCUAAGUAAUAUUGGUUCAUUUACAAGUUUAUAAUUAUACAAUAUCCUUCUAAAUAUAAUGUUCUAUACAAAUUUGAAUUCAUUGCUUUAUUUCACUGUAAUUUAAAUUCUUAUAUUUUGAAAUUGUACUUCUUUAUUACGAAUAGAUUCCAAUAAGUGUAAAAGGCGGCCUCUAACACCAUUGCUGUUAGUCUAUGGUGAAGACCAAAUAUGUGACUGAAGUUUACAUUUGAUAUACUUAAGCUUGUUUUUGCACAAUGUUCAAUCAUAAUUGCUUACAACAGAAAUAUUACAGUUAUGUAUGUGUAGUUUAGAUAAAAAAUUAUUUAAAAAAUAUAAUAAUAUUUUUAAGUAGAAUUAUUUACUUAAUAUUAUAAUUAAUAUGUGAAUUUAUGUAAUACUUAUGUUGAGUUUUACAUAAUACUAAUUAACGUUUUUAAAUAGUGUUGGUUUAGAGUAAGAUAUUUUGUUGAUCAUUACAAUCAAUUGUGUUAUCAAUUAUUAUUAUCACCAUGUUUUAACAUUUUGAAUGCAGUUUUGAUGAUAUAUUGGCUCUCAGCAGAAGCAUUUUCAUAAUAAACUGUGAUUUUUAAUGAG
This is a messenger RNA of Homalodisca vitripennis (glassy-winged sharpshooter), 12490 nucleotides long. It is a transcript of the gene Vps13, whose product is annotated as vacuolar protein sorting-associated protein 13. Gene Ontology annotation, biological process: protein targeting to vacuole; protein retention in Golgi apparatus. The transcript is spliced from 60 exons. The coding region runs from base 141 to 9365 and encodes 3074 amino acids. Gene Ontology annotation, cellular component: extrinsic component of membrane. NCBI's taxonomy places the organism in Eukaryota, Metazoa, Arthropoda, Insecta, Hemiptera, Cicadellidae. The record is from RefSeq and is a predicted model, not a curated record.